AUGGGGAUCUACAUUAUGUGGUUAGGUCCUCAGACGGUGUCUGACCCGAUGGCACAAAAAACGGCCGAAAGCAUCCAGUGCACGGACAGGCUGAGCUCCUCGACUGUUAACCACGUAAUAAUAGAGUUCGUGAUGUACUGCGGGAGAGCGGUGUUCAUCUGCUACCCUGUGUAUCUGUUAGGCUAUCUGGGCAUCAACAUCAGCUGGGUGUUGCUGUGCGUGUUUAUGCUCACCUACUGGAAGAAAAAUCGCCAAUGGAAAGUCGCCCGGAUCACAUCAGCCAUCGAGUUAGUGGACAAUGAAAAACGCGCGAUCAAAACCGAGCUGAGAAGUGCCUUACCGAUGGCAUCCUGGGUGCAAUUCUCUGACGUAGAGAAGGUUCACUGGCUCAACAAGGUGUUGAAGCAGGCGUGGCCUUUUUUUGGGACGUACAUGGAGAAGCUACUUAGAGAAAACAUCCAGCAGUCCAUCAGGUUCUCCAGUCCUUCACUGAAAACAUUUACUUUUACCAAAAUCCACUUUGGGCGCAUUCCUCUCAAGAUCACUGGAAUAAGAGCAUACACACAUGAAGUGGAACAUAGGGAAGUGAUUCUGGACAUGAACAUAAGUUAUGACGGUGAUGUGGACAUUCGUGCUGACAUGAACUCAGCAAUGACAGCUGGUGUGAAAGGCGUUAAACUCCAGGGGAUGAUGAGAGUUAUUUUAGAGCCUCUUAUUGGUCAAACACCGCUGGUGGGAGGAGUCACUUUUUUCUUCAUUCGCCGCCCUACAUUAAAAAUAAACUGGACUGGCAUGACAAACCUUUUGAGCAGCCCUGCCUUUAGUUUACUGUCAGAGGAGACCAUCAUGAACAUCAUUGCUUCUUUUAUAGUGUUGCCCAACCGCAUGUGUAUUCCCCUCAUAGACCAGGUCAAAAUGGACCAAAUGAGGUUUCCACUUCCUCGUGGGGUGGUGAGGGUCCACUUGCUGGAAGCCAGGGACCUGCUGGCCAUGGACACAUACGUGAUGGGUUUAGUAAAAGGCAAAUCAGACCCCUAUGCCACACUCAGAGUGGGCAACAUACACUUCAAAAGCAAGACCGUGAAAAAGAAUCUACAUCCAAGAUGGGAUGAAGUGUAUGAGUUUGUUGUCCAUGAGGCCCCUGGCCAAGAGCUAGAAGUGGGGCUGUAUGAUGAAGAUGUAGAUAAAGAUGAUUUCCUUGGAAGCUAUAACCUCGAUUUGGGAGAAGUGAAGAGUGAGAAACAAAUGGAUCAGUGGUUUCCUUUGGAGGAUGUACCACACGGUGAAGUUCAUCUUAAGCUCCAGUGGUUUUCCCUUCAGACUGACACUAGCCUACUGCAGGAGUCCAACGACAACUUUGCCUGUGCUAUACUUGCGGUGUAUCUGGACAAUGCCACAGAUCUACCUAACUCAGACCACCAGAGGCUCAGGAAGAACUCAAAAGAAGCGCAGAUCACAAAGAGAGCAGCCUUUCCCAACAGCUUUGUUGAAUUUUCCAUUGACAGCAAUGUUCAGAAAAGCAAGGUUGUGUAUGCUUCCAAAGACCCGGUGUGGGAGGAGGGCUUCACCUUCUUUGUGCGUGACGUCAACACGCAGCAGCUCUUUGUUCAGGUCAAAGAGCCUGAGAAGAAGAAUCCACUCGGUGUUCUCAACUUGCCCCUCAGUCGCCUCCUCAACACCUUAGACCUGACUCUAGACGAGUACUUCCUGUUAGAGCACUCUGGAGUAAAGAGCCAGAUCAAACUGAAGGCCACGCUCAGGAUUCUUAAUUUGGAAGAGCCUCCACCCAAGACUUUCAUCAAUCCUCCUUCAGAAGUCAAACAGCAACAGGCCAGACAAGCAGGGAAUACCUCAGUCUCCAGUCCCUCCGAUGCUCCAUCCUCCUCUCACACAGUUUCCUCCAACAAUACCCCUGGUCCCUCUACUCCGAACCAAGAGGUAGCUUCACCAAAUCAAGGUUAUUUAGCUCAAGGCCGUGGCUCCUUCCAGGCAUCUAGGAAAAGGAAAUCAUCAGCGAAUGUGCGCCGGUUCACCUCUCACAGCCUGCUGUCACAGAAUUCCAUCACUUCAUCCAAUUUUGACCCCUCAGAUGAAUUCUUCUUUCCAGAAGCCAUUAGGAAUCAUCAGGGUUCAUUUGGAGAGAUUGAGCUAAAUGUACGCUACGCAACCCUGAAACAUAAGCUUAUAGUCUUUAUUAUCAGAUGCAGGAACUUAUUGCCCUGCAGUGAGAACGGCACAGACUCUUAUGUCCGCCUGUAUCUCCUCCCCGACCAAACCUGGAAGCAUCGUAAGAAGACGCAUGUCAAGAAGAGGAUGAUCAAUCCCGUCUUCAAUGAAAAGUUUGAGUUUGAUGUGUUACUUCAAGAAGCACAAGCUAGGAAGUUGGAUGUGUCUGUGAAAAACAACAGCAUUUUGGUCUCUCGAGAGAGAAAGGACAUAGGUUCGGUAAUAAUAGAUUUAUCAGAAAUGGAUCUAGUCAAAGGCGUCACAGCGUGGUAUGAACUCACUCUGCCUGAGCUGAGGAACUCCAUGUAG
This is a messenger RNA of Pelmatolapia mariae (spotted tilapia), 2535 nucleotides long. Its product is annotated as extended synaptotagmin-3-like. Gene Ontology annotation, molecular function: calcium ion binding; calcium-dependent phospholipid binding; phosphatidylinositol binding. NCBI's taxonomy places the organism in Eukaryota, Metazoa, Chordata, Actinopteri, Cichliformes, Cichlidae. The record is from RefSeq and is a predicted model, not a curated record. Gene Ontology annotation, cellular component: extrinsic component of cytoplasmic side of plasma membrane; endoplasmic reticulum membrane. The transcript is spliced from 24 exons. Gene Ontology annotation, biological process: lipid transport. Bases 1 to 2535 code for a protein of 844 amino acids.